Molecule: messenger RNA, 333 nt
Organism: Arctia plantaginis
Lineage: Eukaryota; Metazoa; Arthropoda; Insecta; Lepidoptera; Erebidae
Source: the annotation of a GenBank genome assembly
AUGAUUUUUACAAUCCGUCAGUUACAGGAGAAGUGUCCAGAGCAGAGGACCCCUUUGUUUGUUGCGUUCGUCGAUCUCAACAAGGCUUUCGAUACCGUCAGCAGGGAAGGACUCUGUACAAUACUCGAGAGCAUUGGUUGUCCUCCACUCUUACUGAGCCUCGUUCAAUGUUUUCACGAAGACAUGAAGGGUACGACGGAGGCGUUUGACGUGCGCAGGGGUGUCCGACAGGACUGCGUACUGGCGCCUACCUUGUUUGGUAUAUUUUUCGCAGUGCUCCAAAAAAUACCAUCCACCUGCAUACGCGGGCCGAUGGGAGGCUAUUCAACAUAA